Messenger RNA from Clonostachys rhizophaga, 879 nucleotides. The record is from the annotation of a GenBank genome assembly. Lineage: Eukaryota; Fungi; Ascomycota; Sordariomycetes; Hypocreales; Bionectriaceae.
AUGGAUCACUAUCUCGUUCGGACAUCGCUGGAAUUCGCUCCAGCGGCUGACUCGGAUUCAGACUGGAAUCAACAUGUAGCUUACGCGUCUACUAUUUAUCCAUUUCUUCGACACGCACUUUUGGCCAUCUCUGGCUUACACGCAUGUCGGACUGGUUUCGUGAACGCCGGACUCUACUACCACGCUGCCUGUUUCCAUGCAGUCAAAGCAUCCACUCUCUUCCGCUCGACUGUGGCAGAUCUUAAUGUCGAGAAUUGGGUUCCCGUGGCCGAAUUCAUCAUAACAUCGGUUUUCUUCAAUUUUGAUGUCAGCUUCGUUUCACGAAGAUUUGGUGAUCCGAGUGGUAGUGCCAGUCCUGCCUCUAUAGUGAGAAUUCUACGAGGCCCCCGGUCUCUCGGAAGCCAGAUGGAUCCUCUAGUGUUCUCCCACCCUCGGGCUAAUAAUCUCCUGAAGAGAAUCCUGCAACACCGCUUCCCACCGGAUCAGGAGUUAAUGACGGCGAUUGGCAGACUGGAGGGGGCUUGCCACGCCGAGCCGACCACAUCUGGUAGCUCGGUUUUGCAGAGUACGGCACAGUCCCUCAGGCAAUGGGCUCAAUUUGUUUCAUGCCAACCCAACAUGUGGGUGCACUUCUUUAGCUGGCCCGCGGGAGUUUCUGAGGAGUAUAUCGAAAUACUGGAGACCGGUUGUGGCCUCGCAAGUGUGAUUUUCGUGUACUGGUGCGCCAUUAUGUCACGAGCACCGAGGAUGUAUUACUUGAUCGGCACGAUGGAGACAUUGGCCCAUCUAGCGAUCAAGGAUCUUGGUGGAAAGUUUAGCGAGUUGCUUGAAUGGCCGCUCAAGGAACUUAAGACAACUGAUAGCCUAAAUUUCGUCUGA